GUCCCCAUCAAUUAUGUUCUUAUGGAAAGAACCAGCAUCUGCUGAAGACUCGGUGCAUAUGGGCAACAAGAACGGAAUGCUUUUUCCCCCUCUUGUGACUCCAGACCAGAAAAGAACACUCCUGUGAAAAAAACAAGAGGAACAAGAAGCAGCAUGAUGGAUUCAGAGGACCUAGUUCUAAACAAGUCAAAGGCGGACCAACUUGGUCAUCGAACAGUAAACGUUACCUCAGGCAAACAUUACUUCUGUGGCUAUUGUGCUGCUGUCACAAAUGUGGCCGUCACCUUCCCCCUCCAGAAGGUCCUCUUUCGGCAGCAGCUGUACGGCCUGCGAACCAGGGAUGCCAUAAGCCAGCUGCAGAAAGAUGGGCUCAGGAAUCUCUACCGUGGCAUCCUCCCGCCACUGAUGCAGAAGAGCACUGCUCUGGCGCUAAUGUUUGGUUUGUAUGAGGACCUGUCUUCCAUACUCCUGAGGCACAUGAGUGCGCCAGAACUCUUGACCCGGAGUGUGGCGGCUGUGCUUGCUGGUACCACUGAAGCGGUGCUGACUCCUUUUGAACGUGUCCAGACGCUUCUGCAGGAUUACAAAUAUCAUGACAAAUUUACAAAUACCUUCCAGGCGUUCAGAUUUCUGAAAGAGCAUGGGCCCAGGGAGUACUAUCGGGGUCUGGUGCCGAUUCUGCUUCGGAACGGUCCUAGCAAUGCUCUUUUCUUUGGCCUGAGGGGACCCAUCAAACAGUGUUUGCCUGAAGCAACCACUUACAGUACUCAUUUGAUCAACGAUUUCAUCUGUGGAGGGUUAUUGGGCGCUAUGCUGGGAUUCCUGUUUUUCCCACUGAAUGUGGUUAAAGCCCGCAUGCAGUCACAAAUUGGUGGGGAAUUCCAGUCUUUUUCCAAGGUUUUCAUGAAGAUUUGGCUAGAGCGUGACAGGAAAGUAACACACCUUUUCCGAGGGGCCCACCUGAAUUACCAUCGGUCCCUGAUUUCCUGGGGCAUAAUCAAUGCAACAUAUGAAUUCUUGCUCAAACUCCUGUGAAACUCCCUGCUUGUGGGUUUCUUCUCAGUUGUUGGGCAUCAGAUAACAAUGAACCAUCAAUUUUCAGAGAAUAAUCAAAAUGCCCUAGAAACACAGAGCUCCAUAAUGCUUGUGGAAACCUGAAUGCAAAAUGAAAGUUCUUUCAAUAGGUUAUGGAUGCCAGUUAUUUUAAUCAGUGCCUACUCAGGUCAAACUGUAAUUGCGUUCACUCUUAUUAAUGGUCUUUCAUUCUGUCGGUGUCUGCAGUAUGCCUAAAGUGAUUGAAAAGUUUCCUGGAACAUACGAAGGAUGCCAGAAAGUGGAUUUACUCAGAAACAACAACAAAAAACUGAAUUUGCUAAUGGCCUGUUAACAGUUUGUUCCAGAUAACCUUCAGCUUUUCUCAGCACUCCUGGUGAUCCAAAGAAUGCACUUUGAGGAAAUUAACAGGGAAGAAGACUGAUACUAUAUGUGUUGCUUGGCCAUUUUGUAAUAGAUAUUGGGAUGUUGGAAUAAAUGGGCCUUAAGUUUUCAUGUUGCUUUAAGUCACACACACAUAAACAGAAAUAUCUAUCUUUAUAUUUAAAAAAAACACCUGGAAAAAGAGACUGCCAAAUUCAGAAGCGAAAUCUCUACUGCUAAAAUACAAGGUUCUGUAAAUCUUGUUAAACAGUUUUUACUACAUUGUUGAUACAAAUGAUAUUGUGUCAAGAUUUCCUAUUACAUUUCAGAAACUGAGUUCACUGUACACCCAGUAGUGGGCAUGUCUGUUUAAAACCUAAAUAUCUUGGUGGCUGCGGGAAAAACAUGGAGAAAAACUGCCAUCUGAAAAGCUUUAAACCGUCCUUCAUAUUAUGUUGCCACUAGAGACGGGGGUAUUCAUAUAUACGAAUAUCCCCACACACUUGUACAUAACAAGGGUUCAGCCCCCUGGGGUUGAAGCGUCCACUCACACGUCUGCUGGUGGCGGCUCCAUUCUCCCUUCCAGUUGCUCCAGAGCUCCCAGUUGGCUAGCUACUCCUGGCAGAAGGAGGAAAGACCAGUCCCCCUGCCAGGUUGACGAGUGGAUAGCUGACCGCAAACUCCAGAACAAUUGGAAGGGAGAGUGGAACUGCCACCGCCAGCAGACAUGUGAGUGGACGGUCUGACCCCAGGGGCCUGGACCCUCGUUAUGUCCAGCUGUACAAGGGUAUUUGUAUAUGAAUACCCCCAUCUCUAAUUGUUACUUAACCCAUCCAUUUAGAUUUUUGUUCACCCUGUGUUCCGCUAACUUUGACACAUGUGCAUACCUUAAAUAGAAUUUUUUUUUUAAAAAAAAAAUACUUUUCAGCUUUGGUAAGUAUGGUGGAAAUCAGCACUUGGGCAAUCCAACCAUUAUGAAGAAUUCUAAAAUCCAGGGGUUUUGGCACUUAAUUGCAUCUAACUUAUUUGUAUUAUAAAUUAAUGUAGAGUAAGUGACAUAUCUGGGAGUAACUGGUGCCACUCUCAGUGUAAUCCACCGUGAGAGAGGCAUUCAUAGAAUGUCAUCACAUGCUGCUGCUCAAGCAUAUAGUUUAUAUUGGAAAAUAGGAUUGUGCCUCCACCUCUUUCCCUCUUUUCUGCACAUCCUUUAAUAUGAUUGGAUGUUUGCACAAGUAGGCCUGGCUUGAAAGAUACUCCCUUUCACAGUAGAGAGAUGAUUUGAUGGGGGCUCAACCUUAGGUAUCGCCUACACCAAGUCUGUGAAUUUAGCUCCUUGUAUAUUGUAAAGGACUAUGCAAGUACAUGAGAAGGAAGGCGGAAUCCUUAAGUAUCACAUGGAUUCAGCUUUCUGUGUUUGUGUACAGUAUGUGUUCAAUCAUGCUGACAAACAUUUCUGUGUAUGUAAGAAUCCAGGUAAGAAAUGAAAUAUGUACAGAAGGAACAAAAAUUGGCCUCAUUAACAAAGAGGAAAAUAAGUCUGAGUACUAUAAUAAUGCUCAUUAUAGGACUGACCAUUUUUGUAUAACUUUCAAAAUACAAAUAGGAGUUAAUAUUUUUCAUGUUUCUGGUGUACAGAAGAUCUUUCUUAAAUUGAUUUGCUAUCUUCCCAGUGUUAAGAGCGAGGUUUCUUUUUUAAAGUGUACCUGACCUCUUGGCAUCAAGAUCAUAUUUUUAUUUUAACUUGCAUAUGGUCCAUUUCAAAAAAUGCUCCGAAAUAGCAAUUAAUCCUAAUUUUUUCCAUUUGAUAUUUAUACUGUCCUAGUGUAUGCUGUUUAGGCUCACGGUCAAAUUGCCAAGCACAACAAGCAAGAAUGUUUGAUGUUUUGAAUGUCAUUAUAUGCAUUUAAAUAAAAUGUCUGUUGAAUGUUUAUCUGGUAGAAUCUGAUUUUACCAGAUUUUUUGUAACUUCCCAUGAUGGAAUAAAAAAGAGUAAACCUUA
Messenger RNA from Pogona vitticeps (central bearded dragon), 3415 nucleotides. The record is from RefSeq and is a predicted model, not a curated record. Lineage: Eukaryota; Metazoa; Chordata; Lepidosauria; Squamata; Agamidae.